CAUGUAAUUGUCUCAUCAUUCAGUGAUGCAAAGAGCACUAAACAAGCAACUUUCCUCGUUGAAGCAAAGGGCCUUAUCGUCAUUCUAGGUCUUUCUUUGGUACGAUUCGUGGUAUACUGGCUUAUAGUGGCUUUAACAUCCGCUGAGUCAGUUUGGAAGACAGCCAAACAAAAGAAGUACUGUGUAUGUCGAUUUCUGAGAAACGGCCGGUAUCAGAAAUCCCGAUUUGACAAGAAAUCGGGAGACUCACUCUAUGUAAUGGAAAUAAAUUAGAAUCACUUCACCAAAAGUAUAAUCCUGCAAUGGAAUGUAAGACAGUUUCGAUGACGCUUGAUGAUUUGAUGACUGAGACUGACAGAAGGGCAAACCAGAAAUUGAAAGAAAUUCAUUAUUUUGAUACCCGAAACCAUGCUCAUGGCCUAAAACCCAGCGAUGACCGGGAAAACAAAGUCCUUAGCAAUGAAUUAGAAAAUCGCAAACAAGAAGUCACUAACCUUAAGGAAGAAUUUUUAGAUCUGACGAACAGAAUAGAAGAACUUAAGGGGAAAAAAGAAGCGCUGAGCAAAACUUUUGACGAAAGAGAGACUAGGCUAGAUUCUUUGGAAGAAGCGGUUGAACAAAACAAAAUAAACCAGGAGAAAGAAAAGAAAGAAUUUAAUGAAAACCAUGCCAAAAACAUGAAAAAAUCAGAUGUAGUGUUUGAGAGAGAAAUAGACGAAGCCGAUCGUAACUUUAAAAAAGAAAUUACAGAAAUCUAUCAAAAAAACAAGCGCGUUAACCAAAAAAUAACAACGCCGACAAAAGAAAAUCUCGAUAUAAAUUAUUGCCAGGCUUAUAUUGGGCGAGUAUGUUUGAUUCUACAGGCCAUCAUGUACCACAUCGUGCUGCCUGACCAGUUCGCUGAAGAUUACCCUUACAAAGUAAAAGACAUUGAAGAAGAUAUUAACGAUGAAGACUUGCUCGAUGACCAAGAAAGACAAGAAGCUUUGAAAAGGUGGGCGGAUUUGAAGGAGAACCUUAGAUGGGAACCUUCUAUUGAGAAAACGUUGAAAAUGUUACAGAAAGAGGGAAACUAUAUGGCCAAUCCAGAAGGCCUGACGGUUGAAGAAGCAGAAAGGGUUGCCGAAGAGCUGAACAAACAAGGUAGAUUAAGAGGAAGAACUUCAUACGAAAAAGUCAAAAAAAUAAUCAAGAUGUGGAAAAUAUCCUAUACAUUGGCUCAGUCGUUGCCAUGAAAUAAUACUGAUGUGCAUGGUAAAGUUCUUAACUUAUGAUGUCGUAAAAGUUCGAAUUUUCGGCAUUAUUUCUUGAUCAAUCAGUGCCAAUCUCAAAACUGCACCAAAUUGCUGCUUAUCUGUUCAACUAAACAAAGUCAAACAAGGACAAUCCAGCUUUGACAUUUAAUUCGUUAUUUUACUGCCGUAUCGUGAUCAGCCGUUGCGGUUUUGUUGCUCGAUCUCGACAAAUAGUUGAUCUAUAUAUUUAUGUCGAAACCUACAAAACCUCCGGAUAGCUGUAUAAGUCAGGACAUGCGCAGUGCUACCCUCACAGACUGGAAAAAAAAGGAUUUAAAGUUGCCAAGCUGACCUUAAGACUUCGAUGGAGUCAAUGGACCCGAGUGCAACAACGUACCACAAAUCUUAAGGACAAUCAUAUAAGAUAUAAUGAUAAUUGUUUAGUCAAAAUUCAAUCAGCUCAAAUAUUUUUUUCCAGCAAGUCCAAGCAGAAGCCAGAUAUGUCCAAUGAAGAAACCUAAAUGAAGUCUGUCYGAUAUAAGAUCUAGAUUUCCAGGUUUGUUAGCUCAAAUAAUUUUGCGUUCUCGAUUGUUUGUAGUGCUGAAUGUGGAUUCUUUUCUCUUCUUUUUUAAGUCAAUUCUUUUGAGAAAUUGUAUCAUUAUUAGAGCAGGUCUCUUCCUCCAAACUGUUAUUUUACUCUGAAAUAAAAAAUAAGUGGUUACAAUAGAGAACUUUAGCACAAAGUUCCUGCUAUGCACCGCAAACCUCAAACUCAGUACAGUUCAAUGUCAGGCGUUUUCUAUCACACCUUCGACAUUUAGCAAGGCUUCAUAACGAAGAUGUUACUGGAGGAGCCGCCAUAUUGAAUUUCAUUGAUGCCCAGUGUUUCUAGCGGUAGUAGAGCACAGGGAACCCGGCUAUAUAUUUUUUGCUUCUUUCAGAAAAGUAACUUUGCUCUUUGUGGGUUUCCUGAGUUGUGAUCAGUUUUCCAUUACAUAAGCUGUGAUUAGGUCGGCGCUGUAAACUGAUAGCCGAUUAAAUCUUAUUGGUCGCCUGUGGUAUGUAACACACUUUUUAGUAAGCAGUCAAAAGAAGAGUGUUUUGAGUGUUUACUAGAGAGUGUGUUACCAACUGUUAUUGAUUUGAAUUUAACCCACAAAGAGCAAAGUUACUUUUCUGAAAGAAGCAAAAAAUAUAUAGCCGGGUUCCCUGUGAGUAGAGCAGAGCUUAACCUGAUGCUAAAUUUCUCUAAUGCUAGCUUAAUUCCUCGACARCCCAUUCGAUUAUAAAAAGAUGAGCUCUAAAUCGAAAAAGGUAAAUAUAAUUAGUAAAUAAAAUGGUUAGCAUUUAUAUCAUAUACGUCCCUGUCGGGAUAUAAUAUUUACACACAAAAAAACAACAACAAAAAUAACAAAAUCAAAAAUCAAAAUAAAUCAAAAUAAAGCCACGCUGAGGGGUAAGGAAAGGGAGGUGUAGGUGGGUUAUGACUUAAACUUGUCUAGACAUAGUUUACAGUUUUUUUCAUAUCGUAUACAUAUUCUUGAUCCUGUUUUUUAAAUUACUUUUAACCUUAACUUGAAUGCCGCGGUAUAAUUUAUCUAAUCCUGUCCUACAUUCAAAAUAAAAAGUUAAUAAGUAAUUUAAUUUAUGAAARCGUAACAAUAUUCAUUGCAAUCAUCACCAUAAUUGUAGCUAUUGUACAAUUACAGGUUGUGUAUUCAAUUUGAGAAGUAAAUACAGUAAAAUACUCUAUUUCAUGUCA
Molecule: messenger RNA, 2997 nt
Organism: Actinia tenebrosa (Australian red waratah sea anemone)
Lineage: Eukaryota; Metazoa; Cnidaria; Anthozoa; Actiniaria; Actiniidae
Source: RefSeq, a predicted model, not a curated record